GGAACGGGAACGGGCCGAAGCAGUUAUAGAGCGGGCGGGCCGCGGUGGCGGGGCACGGCGACAUGAAGAGACUCGGGCUCUUGGGGCUCCUCGGCGCGGUGUUGCUGGGCUGCUGGGAGCUGGGUGAUGCCGUAAGCUGCUUUGAUAAGGAGUACGAACACGAGGGAAAGUGCUGCAACCGGUGUAAGCCAGGGGAAAAGCUGGUCUCUGACUGCAGUGACACGAAACAGUCUAAAUGCACCCCCUGUGAGAGUGAACACUAUCAGCAGAGCUGGACCAAGGAGAGGCACUGUACCCCCCAUGAUAUCUGUGAAGACAACGCUGGCCUCAUCGUGAAGACGCAGGGAAACGCAACGCACAACACGGUGUGCCGGUGCCGGGAUGGCAUGCACUGCUCUGAUGCCAGCUGCCAGACCUGCGUGGAGAACCAGCCCUGCCAGCAAGGCUUCGGCUUCGUGGCAGCCAAGGCUGUGGCCCAGAUGUCAUCCCCCUGUGAGCCCUGUGCAGAAGGCACCUUCUCCAACGUCUCUUCCAAAACUGAGCCGUGCUAUCCCUGGACAAGCUGCGAGGAGAAGGGGCUGGUGGUGAAGGUGAAAGGGACAAACACCUCGGAUGUGAUCUGUGAGUCGGGCAAGCGCUCCUCGCUGUCAGUGCUGAUCCCCAUCACAGCUGCAGUUGUCACCUGCCUCGUGGGCGUCUGCAUCUACUGCCUGGUCCAUGCAGAUCCCAGGCGACGGGUGCAGAAGCAGCAGAUAGAAGAGGGAAGAGGGAAGCCCAUAGAGAUCCGGCAGCCCACGGAGGAUGGGGAGGACAUGCCCCACGUGCAGGAGACUCUCCUGAAGGGUCAGCCAGUGGCCCAGGAGGAUGGCAAGGAGAGCCGCAUGUCAGAGCAGGAGAGGCUGUGAGGACACCGCCUCCAACAGGAGCACGGACCAGGACCAGCGCCGUCUCCUCUGUCCCCUCUCCAGCUGGGGAGAAAAAUCUGGCAUCCGGCCUGGCUGCACACAAAUGUGAUGCUGCAGUGGACCAUGGCAUGACCCCCCCGGUGGGGAUACCACAGGUCUGGCUGCCUCCCUAGGGCUGCCAUGGUGGGCCAAAGCUCAGCUGCCUGCGCGGGGGACACGAGCAGAACCUGGUCCCACUGCCCCCCUGGGGUGCUGGGGCAGAGCGCAGCGUGGCUGACCCUGUGCAGCCACCAGGCCGGGGUUGCUGUGACACAGCAGGGCACAGCUGCUCACGUGGAGACCCCCUGGCAGAGCCAGGUCCACUGGGGGUGCCAUGGGGGACAGUGCGGGCUGCUGAUGUGGGACCACCAUGGCAGAGCUCAGCCACCCAGCCAGGGAGGCUAUGGUAGCACCCAGCUGGGCCACCAGCACAAGGACCCCGUUCCUGGAGCUGGGUCCAGGGUGUGAUGGAGGCCGGGUGGCUACUGGCGGUGUGGCUGCCUGGGCCAGGGCAGCAGAGCCCUUGUCACCCCGGGAACAGCCGGGACAGUGGGGACAAGGAAAGGUGCCUGCAGGGCUCUUCUAUGGGGUGGGGGGACAGGGACGCCCGGACACCGACUCGUGGCUGCCGGGAGAUGGUGCUGCGGGACCGGCGCGGGGCUGUGCGGGGCGGGACCGUCUGUCUCCGGU
This is a messenger RNA of Calidris pugnax (ruff), 1634 nucleotides long. RefSeq names its product CD40 molecule, TNF receptor superfamily member 5 (gene CD40). Gene Ontology annotation, biological process: positive regulation of B cell proliferation; positive regulation of endothelial cell apoptotic process; B cell activation. The transcript has 9 exons. NCBI's taxonomy places the organism in Eukaryota, Metazoa, Chordata, Aves, Charadriiformes, Scolopacidae. The record is from RefSeq and is a predicted model, not a curated record. Bases 63 to 905 code for a protein of 280 amino acids. Gene Ontology annotation, molecular function: signaling receptor activity; antigen binding; protein binding. Gene Ontology annotation, cellular component: external side of plasma membrane; CD40 receptor complex.